Molecule: messenger RNA, 1729 nt
Organism: Chara braunii
Lineage: Eukaryota; Viridiplantae; Streptophyta; Charophyceae; Charales; Characeae
Source: the annotation of a GenBank genome assembly
GGAGUGGCUCUGUGGGGAGGUGCUUGGAGUGGCUCAGUGGGUAGGUUGUUGGAGUGGUUCAGUGCACAAGUGGUUAUCGGGUGCCUGAAAUUUCAUAGAUGAAAAUUGUGAAGUGUGAAAAAUUGAGUUGUUUUGUUUGUCAUGAAGGUUCUCGCAGUAGUUUAUGCCGCUCGGCACUGGCAUCACUACCUGCACGGGGCACCGUUCAUGCUACGUAUCCGCGCAGUAGCAGAGUUCCAUGACCAGGCAGCCGCCGGUCAUAUGGGCUUCCAUAAGACGUUGGCUCGUGUGAGCCGCCUGUACGUCUGGCCGAAACGCAAGGACUUUGUGAAGGACUACGUCGCAGAGUGUCCCACCUGUCAGGAGGUGAAUAGUGCGAACCACUUGCCUUAUGGCUUGCUCCAGCCUCUUCCUAUCCCUGAGGGUCGUAGGCAGUCCAUAUCGAUGGACUUUAUCGGUCCCCUUCGUCCUCUGACCCCUCGCGGUCAUGAUGCUAUCCUGGUCGUCGUCGACCGCUUCACGAAGCGUGCACGCUUUGUUCCGUGCCGCUAUGCCAUCAGUGCACGUGAGGUCGCCGACAUCGURUUUGACCGAGUCGUGCGUGACCACGGCUUACCUCUGAGCAUCAUAUCUUACCGUGACCCGCGCUUUACCAGCCGAUUCUGGCGACGGCUCCACGAGGUGUACGGCACUCAGCUCCGCUUCUCCUCGUCUUACCAUCCUCAAACUGAUGGUCAGACCGAGAUCACGAACAGGACUCUCGGAGAUAUUCUCCGAAAGAUUGUUCGUGACGAUCAGCAGUGGGAUUUUCAUCUUGCCCACGCGGAGAUAGCCUACAACCACGCCGUCUCGCCAGCCACGGGGAUGUUGCCUUACUAUUGCGACCUCGGCUAUCACCCUCGUGUUCCCGCGGACUUCCUUCGACCGUCCCAGCUGCACCCCGAAACGAGUUGUCCCGCGCUGGAUGAUUGGGUUGCACACAUGACGUCGAUCAUGAAGACCGCACAUGAGCACAUAGCCGCUUCCCAGACUCGCAUGGCAGCACGUGCGAACCGAUCGAGAAUGGAUCAUCCAUUCAAAGUCGGUGAUGAUGUGCUUAUCGACGUCCGUCACUUACAGCUCGAAGUGGACAUGCUUCGCAAGUUUUGGCGUCGCUUCUUUGGCCCAUGCCGCAUCCUCCAGGUCGUCGGUUCUGAUACGGCAUCUAGCCCGGUCAGCUUUCGUGUGAAGCUGCCCGACUACCUACGCCAGGCUCGUGUGCACGAUGUCUACCACGUCUUGUUACUGCGUCCUUACCGCAGACCGUCUGAGCGUUUCGCUGGACGACCAUACGAGCGCCCUCCACCCAUCAUGGUGGACGGCCACGAGAAGUUCCUCGUUUCAGACAUCAUUGGUUGCCGGGUCACCGGCGGUAACCCUCCCCACGUCGAGUAUCUCGUACGUUGGAAGGGUUACCCUGAUGAGGAGGCUACCUGGGAGCCCCUCGAGCACUUGCAGCACGCUCGCAUAUUGGUGCGUGCCUAUGACCGUGCUCGUCGUGCUGGGUUCACUGCUCCUCCUCAGCCCACUGACCCUCCUCCUUCUCCCCCGGCUGAGGAGACCGCUGAAGUCGAGCCUGCUCCAUCUAAGGCAGACCUUCUGCAGCAGUCGGAUGCUUCUGAGCGUCCACAGCGCACUCGUCGUCGUCCUGCUCGAUACCACGAUUGACUCUGACUUACCUUCCCACGUC